AUGGAUGGCUCUGUUGUCACAUAUGUCCUUGUCUACGUAGAUGACAUCUCGAUUACAGGGAACCAACCAACUCAUGUUCAAACUCUCCUUCAUCAGAUUAUUUCAGAAUUCUCUAUAAAGGAUCUUGGUCGUCUCAGCUUUUUCCUUGGUAUUGAAGCCCUAUAUCGGUCUGAUGGUGUCCUCCUCUCUAAAGACUCGUACAUAAUUGAUCUCCUACAGAGGGCUGGCAUGACUAACUGUAAGCCAGUCACUACUCCCAUGGCCACCACCUUUGCAGCAUCUUCCAUAGGGGGUGUCCUUUCAGACCCCACCAGGUAUCGCUCCAUUGUCGGUGCUCUCCAAUACAUCACCCUCACCAGGUCUGAUGUAGCUUAUUCAGUGAACCGUGCCUUCCAGUUCAUGCAUGCCCCCUCCGAAGACCAUUAA
Macadamia integrifolia is the source of this 426-nucleotide messenger RNA. RefSeq lists its product as uncharacterized. The coding region runs from base 1 to 426 and encodes 141 amino acids. Lineage: Eukaryota; Viridiplantae; Streptophyta; Magnoliopsida; Proteales; Proteaceae. The record is from RefSeq and is a predicted model, not a curated record. The transcript has a single exon.